Saxophila tyrrhenica is the source of this 942-nucleotide messenger RNA. It is a transcript of the gene CSK1, whose product is annotated as mitogen-activated protein kinase. Lineage: Eukaryota; Fungi; Ascomycota; Dothideomycetes; Mycosphaerellales; Extremaceae. The coding region runs from base 1 to 942 and encodes 313 amino acids. Gene Ontology annotation, biological process: G1/S transition of mitotic cell cycle; regulation of gene expression; regulation of G2/M transition of mitotic cell cycle. The transcript is spliced from 2 exons. Gene Ontology annotation, molecular function: cyclin binding; ATP binding; cyclin-dependent protein serine/threonine kinase activity. The record is from RefSeq and is a predicted model, not a curated record. Gene Ontology annotation, cellular component: nucleus; cyclin-dependent protein kinase holoenzyme complex; cytoplasm.
AUGGAGCCGCAAUUGCACGACACUGGCAUGACCAUCGGCCGUUACACGCAUGUCCAACACUACAAAGACGGCCUAUUCUCCGAGAUCUUCAAGGCCUUGGUCCCAGCGGCAGAACGCCAGCCAACCGAUCCAGUCUUAGUAGCACUCAAAGUCACGACGCUCUUCGACAACACUCCACCGCACGAUGCUGCUAAAGAAGCGCGCCUACUCGAAGCUGCCAAGGGACAGAACAUCGUUCCGUUGCUCGAGAGCUUCCAGCGGCCUAGCGGUCGGCUGAACAUGGUAUUUCCGUUCAUGCCGCAUGACCUUGGAAUUCUGCUUCAGCGAAAACAAAUCACGAAGGGGACUGGCAGGGCUAUCAUAAGGGAUCUGUUCUCGGGACUGAAACAUCUUCACCAUCUCGGUAUUAUCCAUCGAGACAUCAAGCCUUCGAAUAUCCUGCUUGCCAGCUCAGACGGCCCAGCUUACAUUGCCGACUUCGGCAUCGCCUGGUCACCCCACGACAAAGCAUCUGAGCCGGCAGACCAGAAGAUAUUGGACGUUGGCACCACCUGCUACAGACCACCGGAACUACUUUUCGGCAAUCAGAAGUACGACUCCACUCUAGACAUGUGGGCCGCUGGAUGUGUGGCGGCGCAGGUGGUCUGUCUGGAUGGGAAAACACUCUUCGAUGCCGGUGAUUUGGGCAGUGAGCUGGCGUUGAUCAAAAGUAUCUUCGAGUCGCUCGGGACGCCGGAUGUUGAAGUAUGGCCGGAGGCAGCGACGUUCCCAGACUGGGGCAAAAUGAACUUCAAGCAGUAUCCCGGGAAGUCCUGGGAGGAACUACUGCCAGGGGCUGGGCAGAAUGCGAGAGAGCUUGUCAGGGGUUUGGUGGUGUUUGAGUCUGGUUGGCGGUUGACUGCUGAAGCUGCGCUGGAGCAUGGCUAUCUCAAGACAAGCUGA